This is a messenger RNA of Dermochelys coriacea (leatherback sea turtle), 8693 nucleotides long. It is a transcript of the gene JARID2, whose product is annotated as jumonji and AT-rich interaction domain containing 2. The transcript has 18 exons. Gene Ontology annotation, biological process: chromatin remodeling. The record is from RefSeq and is a predicted model, not a curated record. Gene Ontology annotation, molecular function: histone demethylase activity; DNA binding. Lineage: Eukaryota; Metazoa; Chordata; Testudines; Dermochelyidae. Gene Ontology annotation, cellular component: nucleus. The coding region runs from base 3271 to 6966 and encodes 1231 amino acids.
AAAAUGUAAUUUUAUUAUUAUUACAGCUUUUAUCACAGAGUUGAUGUUUCAUAAAUAAAUAUAUAAGUAAUCACUUUAGUAAUUUUAAUAAAUUUGAUAUUUUACAAAGUUGAGAACCAAAACUUAAAAAAAAGAGUUUAAAAUGUGUCAGAUUAGAGAAGUCCUGAAAUAAAUAGCAACAAAAUAUGGAAGAACAUGAAGGAAAGAUUAGGAUAUUAAAAAGUAACUUUGCUUUUCAUUUAUUAUUUUAAAUGCAGUUUGUGCACUAAUUCUACAGGAUGUGAGCACAAUGUUCUCUCUUUAAGGGAGGAAGGAUGGUUUUGUGGGUAAAGCAUAUGACUAGGAGUCAUAAGAUCUGGGUUCUAUUCCUGGUUCUCCCAUAGCCUUUAUAUGACAUUGAGCAAAGUCAUUUAACCUCUUUGUACCUACGGUUCCAUAUCUUUAAGGUGAAGAUAUUAUUUCCUCAGAGGAAUGAUGUAAGACUAAAUUACAAUUUGGGAAGUGUGCCAAGAUCCUCAUUUGGAAGAUGUUAUAAAUGUAAAGUAUAUUAUUUGGUUGCAUGGAAAUGAAGAAACAGCCAAUGGUUUGAAUGCAGAAUUAGUAAUGGGAAACAUCAUCCAAAGUCUUCCACAGUCUUAUGACAUCAGAAAAUCUCCCCAUUUCUCAUUUGAAAACCAAAAUAAUUCUCUGCCUCAUCUGACUGAGGUGUUAUAUUUGAAAACGUAAGCUCUCUUAUCACUGUUUUCCUCCCCCUUCCCUUUUAUAAAGAAAUUAAGGUAGUUGAGCAACCCCAACCAUACACACACACUUAAAAAUGUGGUUUUAGUAAUUUCCUAGCUUGUAUACAUUACCAUGUCCAUUUAUUUAUAUAAUUAAAUCAGCUGACCAUUUAAUACUUGUGUCUAAACAAGGGAAAAACACCAAAACAUUUUGGAAAAAGCAAAAGGCACAAUAAUUUAAUGCAGACUGAGGAGAUUAAAACAUCACAUACAAUGAACUACAGUAAAUGUUGCAUUUAUGAGAGCGUUUGUUUUCAUUACUGGGAAAUAUUUUACCUUGAUAAAACAUUACAAAUUGCAAUGGCAAGCAAAUCCUCCUCUUUGCAGCACACCUUGGCACCAGCAAAACUAGGGAGGUUUUAAAAAUCUAUCAAACUAUAGGAUUAUGGUGUGUGUGAUUUUACUAGUCCUGCCGUUGCUGCCUAGGAGUUUCAGCUCUUCAAACUAAUCCAGUGCAGAAGCAGGGAUUUUGCAGCAUUAUGGGGGGAGGGAAGGGGAGUGACCUUAGAAUACCUUGGAGACAUAUUGAGUAAGUUUUAUAUAAACCAGGCACGCUGUCCUGAGGUGACACUCACUGAAAAGCUAAGCAGGCUCCCAAUAACUAGAUGGAAAGCAAGAGGUCCCUUUACACCACAGGAUAAUUUAGGUAAAUUUCAUUUCUUACUGCAGUUUCCUAACCCAGUCCAGGCACCUUAAUCCUCAUUCUCCCCCUCAGAAUGCCUCUCUCUCCCCCCGUGCCUCCUUCCUCCCCCUACUUUUGUAGCCUCGCAGGGAAGUCCCAUUUUUCCACCCAGUCUCAUAUGGCUCCCCUGCCAGCCAUAGCCUCCCAAGGAAAAGUGGGCGGGACCUGCCUCGCCCUUCUUUUCCUCCCAUCUCCACGAGACAUCCCCCUCCCACUGCCUCUUAACCAAACAUGCUCCCCAUCCGUUUCCUCCUCCCUUCCAAGGUCUCCCACUUAAAGGGUAUUUUGGAGUCUUCUCUCUGCUCCAGCCCGGCUUUCCAAGGACAAGCGCAUCUCUGGCACCACUGCAGUCCCCCAGUAAAAGCUGCCCAGCACCUUCUCCCCACAGCCUCCCACUAGGACGGGUCCAGGCUUCCCCCAACCUGUGUCGCUCCUUCCCCCGCACGCUCUCCCGAGUAUUGCAGCUUCCUCCGCCAUAAACGGGACCCCGCCCCCUGGCCGGCCCCAGCCACUGGAGCCCCCCCCCCAGUGCGAGGCCCGGGCAUCCUUCCCCCUCAGCAGCCCCGGCUCCCGCGCCGGCCAUCGUGCCAUGGCUCGCGCCCCAGCCUCUAUCGAACCCCCGUCCGCCGAGGGGGAGGAGGGAGAGAGGGGCCCGGCGGGCAGUCUGCGCCCCACAGGCAACCAACCAAACAGCCCCGGCGUCCAAGGCGAGGGGCGGAGCAGCUGCUGGAACUCGACGGCAGCGUCAGGUUCCUGCCGCGCGGGGCAGGCUGGGAAUUGUAGUUUCUCCUCUCCCAGCCGUAGCCAUUUUGUGGUGAAGGGAACUACAACUUUCCCAGAGCCCAAGGGAUCAUUCCAAGGGGGCACGCGGAGUCCCCGCGGCGCGUUGGCCGGCGAGGCCCGGCGCUUGGGAUGUGACGGGACGAGCGGCUCGCGGGGCAGGAGGAUAAUUCAGGAGCUUUGCAGACAGGGCAAGGGGGGGGGCGAGUGAGCGUGCCGCACGCUAGGGAUCAUCGCCCAAUUCACCCCCUCCGCUCCCUCUCAGGCAGCGCCGGCCGCGGCUCGCCAGAGGCCAGGUUUGAAUGCGACAGGGAGGCUGAGGUGUCUGACAUUUGCCCUGCACGAGGCACUCCGGUGGGCGGGCUGCGGCUGCUGAAUGCAGCUCGGUGGGGGCUUGCGGCCGGGGGCCCGGGUGCGAAUUGAGGCCAAGCCCUAACCGAGAGGUUUAAAAAAAAAAAUACAGGUCCAUUUAAAGUUGCUGCCGGAGCGCGGCUCUCAUUGGUUAGGGGAGAGCUGGAGGAGCAGGGACCCACACAGUGCGUGCAGCCUUCACUGCUGCUAGAGAAGCUGCUGCUGCUGGAGUUGUCUCUGCUGCUUUCCCUUGCUGCAGCAGCACAAACGUGACUUCCAACAUUUUUAUUUAUCUUUUCCUUUCGGUCCCUUUCCUUUUGCAAGAUGUAACUACAGCUCAGACACUAAGGACGUACAGAUCGCUUAGGUGGCUUGGGAAAGAGAAAAGGGGAUAUCAAGGGCGUCGUUUUUUGUGUUAGGGAGAAAAUUUCCAUUAUGAAUGUUUCUCUAAAGUGAUUUUUUUUGUUUGCUUCGCAUUCGUCCUGCUUUUUUUUUCCAUUCCCCAUAUCUCGGAUUUAUUGCAAAAGAAAAUCACGUUGUGAGGAAAGAAAGUCGGAUUACAAGAUACUACUACAAACAAAAACUGGAUUUUGGGGGGGGGUAUUUUAACAAAAAAUUGUUGCGGCUUUACUUCAUGAAGCAAUUGUCCCCUUUUGCAAUCAGAAUUUGGAUACCAGAAUGAGUAAAGAAAGACCCAAGAGGAAUAUAAUUCAAAAGAAAUACGAUGACAGUGAUGGGAUUCCAUGGUCAGAGGAGAGGGUGGUACGAAAGGUCCUUUAUUUAUCUCUAAAGGAAUUCAAAAAUGCACAGAAGAGGCAACAUGGUGACGGCAUCAAUGGGAGUCUCAAGACCGUGAAUGGACUUCUCACUAAUGGCUCAUCGAAGGGAUUAGGACCAGGAUCAGAACAGUCAGAGAACGAGAAGGACGAUGCAUCGCAAGUGUCCUCAACUAGCAAUGAUGUUAGUUCUUCAGAUUUUGAAGAAGGACCAUCAAGGAAAAGGCCAAGGCUGCAAGCACAAAGGAAGUUUGCUCAAUCCCAGCCAAACAGUCCCAGCACAACUCCAAUAAAGAUAGUGGAACCGUUGUUACCCCCUCCAGCUACUCAGAUUUCUGACCUCUCCAAAAGGAAGCCCAAGACAGAAGAUUUCCUUACAUUUCUCUGCCUUCGAGGUUCUCCAGCCCUGCCCAGCAACAUGGUUUAUUUUGGAAGCUCUCAGGACGAGGAGGAGGAUGAAGAAGAGGACGAGGAGACAGAGGAUACAAAGGCAGCCACAAACAAUGCUUCAUCUUCAUGUCAGUCAACCCCCAGGAAAGGAAAAACACAUAAGCACGUUCCAAAUGGGCAUGUCUUCAGUGGGUCCAGCAAAUCAACGAAGGAAAAAGAAACUACCCAUAAACACAAAAGUAAAGAGACCACACCGGGGAAGGAGAGGAACAGUGAACACAGGGCGGAGAGCAGAAAAGACCAGGCUGCUGCUAAUCACCAUCCUACUACAAAUACUGGCUCCUCAACAAAAGGGUUCACUGCUAACAACCACCACGCUCUUCAUAGAUCGGCUCAGGACUUAAGGAAACAGGUUUCUAAGGUCAAUGGAAUCACUCGAAUGUCAUCUCCAGGUGCAAAUGCAGCCAGUGCCAAAAAGAUGAGAGAAGUCAGACCUUCACCAUCCAAAACUGUGAAGUACACUGCAACAGUGACAAAGGGAACCGUCACAUACACCAAAGCCAAGAAAGAACUGGUCAAGGAAACCAAACUAAAUCACCACAAACCCAGUUCACCUGUUCACCAUACAAUCUCAGGGAAAACAGAAAGUAGCAAUGCAAAAACCCGCAAACAGGUGCUAUCCCUUGGAGCGUCCAAGUCUAACAAUAUCGCUGUUAAUGGUGUCAAGGUCAAUGGCAAGUUGAACCAAAAGGCAUGCACUAAGGAGGUGGGGAGACAGUUGAGGGAGGGGCUGCGCAAUUCUAAGAGGAGGCUGGAAGAGACGAAUCAUAUAGACAAAAUACAGUCACCCACCAAGAAAAUGAAAGGGGCGGUCAGCUUGACAGAAGCUGCAAGCAAAAAGGCAGCUGUGGAAAAGCCCUUGCUGAAUGGACAUGUGAAAAAGGAAGUGCCAGAGAAGAUUCUGGAAAGAAAUAGGCCGAAAAGAGCCACUGCUGGAAAGAAUACGCCAGGGAAACAAGCACAUGGUAAAACUGAAAAUGCCUCCUGUGAAAAUCAUUCUACCUCUGAAACUGAGUCCUUGCACAAGCCACACGACUCAACAGGAAAGCAUGAAAAGGGUAGUAGCAAGUGUGGGUGGGCAAUGAUGGAUGAGAUUCCCAUCCUUCGGCCCUCCACGAAGGAAUUCCAUGACCCGUUGAUAUACAUUGAGUCAGUCCGAGCUCAGGUAGAGAAGUAUGGGAUGUGUAGGGUGAUUCCUCCUGCAGACUGGAGACCUGAGUGCAAGUUGAAUGAUGAAAUGCGGUUUGUGACACAGAUUCAGCACAUACACAAGCUCAGCAGGCGCUGGGGACCCAACGUGCAGCGGCUGGCCUGCAUCAAGAAGCACCUCAAAUCUCAGGGCAUUACCAUGGAUGAGCUCCCACUCAUCGGAGGCUGUGAGCUAGAUUUGGCCUGCUUUUUCCAGCUGAUCAAUGAAAUGGGCGGCAUGCAGCAAGUGACUGACCUCAAGAAAUGGAACAAGCUGGCAGAUAUGCUACGCAUCCCCAGAACUGCACAGGACAGGCUAGCAAAGCUGCAGGAAGCCUAUUGCCAGUACUUGCUCUCCUAUGACUCCCUCUCCUCUGAGGAGCACAAGAAACUAGAGAAGGAAGUCCUGCUGGAAAAGGAGAUCUUAGAGAAGAGGAAAGGUCCUUUGGAGGGACACUCAGAAAAUGCCUAUAAGUUCCAUUCCUUGCCCCGGUUCGAGCCCAAAAAUGGACUCAUCAAUGGUGUGGUUCACAAAAACGGCUUCCGUAACAAGUUAAAAGAAGUUGAUAUCCCAUUGAAAACGGGCAGGCGGCGACUCUUCGCUCAGGAAAAGGAGAUUGAGAAGGAGGAGGAGGAGAAGGGAGUUCUUAGCGACUUACAUAAGUGUAUAUACAAGGGUAGGUCUGUUUCUUUAACAACCUUUUACCGGACGGCAAGAAACAUCAUGAACAUGUGCUUCAGCAAGGAGCCUUCGGUAGCUGAAAUAGAGCAAGAGUACUGGAGGUUAGUGGAACAGAAGGAUUGCCAUGUAGCAGUGCACUGUGGGAAAGUGGAUACCAACACACAUGGGAGCGGCUUUCCUGUUGGAAAAUCUGAACCAUUCUCAAGGCAUGGGUGGAACCUUACAGUCCUUCCUAAUAAUACAGGAUCCAUCCUGCGACAUCUUGGUGCUGUGCCUGGAGUGACAAUUCCUUGGCUAAGUAUUGGCAUGGUCUUUUCUACCUCAUGCUGGUCUCGAGACCAAAAUCACCUUCCAUACAUUGACUACUUACACACUGGUGCUGAUUGCAUUUGGUAUUGCAUUCCUGCUGCGGAAGAGAACAAACUUGAUGAUGUGGUACAUACCCUGCUGCAAGCCAAUGGCACUCCAGGGCUGGAAAUGCUUGAAAGCAAUGUAAUGAUCUCCCCAGAGGUCUUGUGCAAAGAGGGGAUCAAGGUGCAUCGUACUGUACAGCAGAGUGGGCAGUUCGUAGUCUGUUUUCCAGGAUCCUUUGUGUCUAAAGUUUGUUGUGGCUACAGUGUUUCUGAAACAGUGCACUUUGCUACCACCCAGUGGACAAGUAUGGGUUUUAAAACUGCCAAGGAAAUGAAGCGGCGACGUAUAGCCAAACCGUUUUCAAUGGAAAAGUUGCUUUAUCAGAUUGCAACGGCAGAAGCGAAAAAGGAAAAUGGACCGACUCUCACUACAAUAUCGGCACUUCUUGGAGAGCUCAGGGACACAGAACUGAGGCAACGGCGGCAGCUUUAUGAGGCAGGCCUCCAUUCUUCAGCCCGCUAUGGGAGCCACGACAGCAGUAGCUCGGGGGUGGAUGGAAAGAAAAAGCCUCGAAAGUGGUUGCAGUUAGAGACGUCGGAGAGGAGGUGUCAGAUUUGCCAGCACCUAUGUUACCUUUCUAUGGUCGUACAGGAGAAUGAAAAUGUUGUCUUCUGCCUGGAAUGUGCCCUCCGGCAUGUGGAAAAACAGAAGACGUGUCGGGGACUGAAAAUGAUGUAUCGUUAUGACGAGGAACAAAUAAUCAGUCUAGUCAAUCUCUGUGGGAAAGUCUCUGGUAAAAAUGGCAACAUCGAGAACUGUAUCAGCAAGCCUACACCAAAAAGAGGACCUCGUAAGAGAGCAACAGUCGACGUGCCAUCAUCUAGGCUUUCAUCCUCCGGUUCAUCCAAAAGUGCUUCAAGUUAAUCCUGAAGAUGCCAACACUCAUUUUGUCGAUUUAUAUAUAUUUUUUUGUAAUUAUUAUACCAUAGUUUGGAGUACUUGCUGUAGAAUACAAGCUGUCUUUGCACUAGCUCUAAAGAAGAUUUUCUUCUGGUUUUAGAGAACUAAUUUUGUUUUAGCAUUAAACUGUUGAAUUUUUUUUGUACUUAGGAUAGUUAUAUACAGCAGUCAAAUUUUUUUAAACUGCUGUAUGUUCACUGUUUUAAAACCGGCAAGGGGGCUGAUAAAAUAUUAAUUUGUACUGUCCCUAUGGCUGAAAAAAGCCUUUUUUGGUAACUGUGAAAAAAGGCUUUUAACCCAUUUUUGAAUAGGUUAAAGUUUGAUGUGUUUUAUAAUUUGUUCUCCAGUCAUGUGAGCAGAUUUUCUAGAGAGAAAAGGGAUAGGAACAAAACUUGAAAGAAAUUGCUUUACUUUUGGCUGUCUUUUAUUCUAUCACAGGCAAGAUGAGUUUUGUAAUUUUUUUAAAUUGGAGAAUACACACUUUCUUUGGGAGGUUAUGGCAGCUGAAGAUGGACUUUGUUUCCUAACCAUAAGCAAAAUGAGGAGAUUUGGAGUAAAUAUGUUCUCUUUUACCAGCACAUCACUAUGCAUCUGUUUGAGGGAGGGAGGGAGGGAGGGUGGGUGGGUAGGUAGGUAGGUGGGGGAGAGAUGGAAAAAAAAAAGACUGCCUGCCUUGAGGGAGUCAAAUGAGGGAAAACUGUGCCUGAUUUCAUUAGGAAAUCCAUUGUGUUAUUUUUUUGGUGCUGUUGGCUACUUUAUCAAAAACCCUUCAAUAGCAUCCUUUAAAAAAUAAGUGAUUGAAGCCAUAAGUGCUUCUUUGUCAUAGAUGUGCAAUCUUUCUAACAUUCCAUUUCCAUUCCACUGCUGUUUUCCCCAUCUCUACACAGUCAGCAUUAAUUUUUUGUUUUGAAUUUUUCAUUAUAUGAUCACAUUUAGAGCCACUAGCAGGUCUGCAUAUUUCUUUUGAAUGUGAAAAUGCAUUUGCUCUCAUCUUGUCUAUUUUUUCUCUUCAUAUUGUAACAAAAAAAAAUCACAUCUUUUGUAUAUACGCCUGUAAAUUGUUUUAAAUACUUGAGCCUUUUCUUGGGGUGGGGGGUGGGGUGGUAUAGAGACAAGAUGAAGAAAAGCCUUACGUUUCACUUUCUUCAUCGGUUGGAUUGGAUGCUUACAGGGUUUUUCUUGUAACAUUUAUAAGUGCUGCUUACAUCACUGAACAACAACAAAAAAUAAUAAUGGAGUAGCUGUUGCCCUUUUCUGGUUGUGUGUACAGUAUGUGUGGAAUAAAAAAGGGAAAAUGUUUUCACAAACUGUUUUGUUUCAUAAUUGAAUUCAACAAUACCGUAGCUACCCAUAUUGCACUGAGCUUGCCAGUGGUGACUGUCAGGAAAGUCCUAUAAUACAAUUUGUUGGUUGUUGUUGCAGAAGACUGAACUGUUUUGGAAUAUUUAACAAUAACAUAAACAGAGUCAAGUGUUUUUUAAAUGUGGUUGUCUGGUUUUUAUGGCCUUGCUGUGUACUUUUCCUUCUUGACAGUAAACUUCUGACAAUGGCUUACAGUUUGACAUUUAAUUUAUUAGCGCUGCUCUGCUCUCUUUCCUUGUAAGGAAAGACUUCAUGUUGUUUAUUGCCAGUUUUUGUUUACUUUUCAGGUUUGUACUACAAGGUUUAAUAAAAACAAAACUUUUUUUGGA